This is a messenger RNA of Nicotiana attenuata, 618 nucleotides long. RefSeq names its product putative lipid-transfer protein DIR1. The transcript has a single exon. Gene Ontology annotation, biological process: systemic acquired resistance. The record is from RefSeq and is a predicted model, not a curated record. NCBI's taxonomy places the organism in Eukaryota, Viridiplantae, Streptophyta, Magnoliopsida, Solanales, Solanaceae. Bases 60 to 371 code for a protein of 103 amino acids. Gene Ontology annotation, molecular function: fatty acid binding.
CCUCAAAACCACCAUCCACAAAACAACAAAGAUAGUAAAAAAGUUCCAAAACUUCAAUAAUGGAAGCAAAGCAAAAGCUUGUCAUCUUUUUGACACUUGUGAUGGUUGCAGCCGUUGGAUUUGAAAUGGUGGCGGCAGGAGAUUCAUCGUGUGGUUUAAGCAUUGCUGAUCUAAUGUCAUGUAAGCCAGCAGUAUCUGGUCCUAAACCAUUGCCACCAUCUGAAAAAUGCUGCACUGCUUUAAGCAAAGCAGAUUUGCCUUGCCUUUGCACUUUCAAAAACAGUCCAAUGAUAUCUGCUUUCAAGAUUAAUGCAACUCUUGCCAUGGAUCUUCCCUCAAAAUGCAAUCUUAGUUCUCCAAAUUGCGCUUAAUUAAUUUAAUUAAUGAUCGUACGGACUACCCCUUUCACUUGAUGUUAUUGUUUUGUUUCAUUAUCUAUUGGCUUUGUUAAUUGUUUCUUUUUUCUUGGAAGUGUAGACGUUCCUAGCGUCAUCUUGCUGUCUUAUUUUAUUUUUUAAAUAACUUGGAGUGGGGUUAAGAUCGAUUUCAUGUUAUGGCAAGAGUUUGUGUUGAUCACUCGAGAGUUAUGUUAAUAAAGUUUGAUGUUUUAUGUCACGA